UGAAAGCUGUCCUCCCAUCCUUCUCUGUUGCAUCCAUCCGCUCUCUUAUCCAUCCAUCCAUCCACCUCCUCUUCCACACAUUCAUCUCCAAGGGCGUCUCAAGGGGUGACAAGACCCGAGUGAACGGCAAUGUAUACGUGGAUGCGUGCGUGUGCGUGAGUCGUCCGUGUGUGAGCCUACGCGUGCGUCUGGUCUGUCUGUGGAACCUCUGACAUGAGGGGCUGAAACAGAACCGACAGAAGGAUGAAAAUGCUCCGGUUUCGUAGCCCCAGCCUCCGCUCCUUGGACCAGGAGAUCUUCUGUACGAUCCGGUUACUGGAUGACUCCGAGAUCUCCUGCAGCAUUCAGAGAGACACCAAAGGCCAGUUCCUGUUGGACCAUGUGUGCAAUCACUAUAACCUGCUUGAGAAAGACUACUUUGGUAUUCGAUAUGUAGAUCCUGAGAAACAAAGGCACUGGCUGGAGCCUAAUAAACCUGUAGUGAGGCAGAUGAAGUCAGCUCAACAGCCGUACACUAUGUGCUUCAGAGUCAAGUUUUAUCCACACGAGCCAAUGAAAAUCAAGGAAGAGCUGACCAGGUAUCUCCUGUACCUUCAGUUGAAGAGAGACAUCUACCACGGUCGUCUGCUGUGUCCUUUUGCUGAAGCUGCAUAUCUGGGAGCCUGCAUUGUACAGGCUGAGCUUGGGGACUAUGACCCAGAGGAGCACCCAUCAGACUACAUCAGAGACUUCAAGCUGUUCCCUAAACAAUCCCUCAAAUUGGAGAGGAAGAUUAUUGAAAUCCACAAGAAUGAGCUCAGGGGCCAGUGUGCUGCACUAGCAGAGCUGAACAUGCUCCAAAGGGCUCACACUCUUGAAACAUAUGGAGUUGACCCUCACCCAUGCAAGGAUUUUACAGGCUCCACUGCCUUUCUUGGGUUCACAGCCACAGGUUUUGUGGUCUUCCAGGGAAACAAGAGGAUCCACCUCCUCAAAUGGGCUGACGUUAGCAAGCUGAAGUUCGAAGGAAAAACCUUUUACGUCAUUGGGAUUCAGAAAGAGUCAUCACUGAAGAAGCUGGUGUUGACAUUUCACACUUCGACCCCUGCAGCGUGCAAGCACUUAUGGAAGUGCGGGGUGGAGAACCAGGCUUUUUACAAGUGUGCAAAGUCAAGCCAGAUAAAGACAGUUUCCAGCAGUAAUAUCUUCUUCAAAGGCAGCAGGUUCAGAUACAGUGGCAGAGUAGCCAAGGAGGUGAUAGAAGCCAGCUCCAAAAUUCAGAGAGAGCCACCAGAAGUGCGCAGAGCCCAGUUUGGUCAGAGUCGAAGUUUUAACUCUCUGAGCCAUAAAAAUCUCAUCAUGAACAUGGAACCUUUGGUACCUGCACUGCCCUCCACCAACGAAUACGAGGACAUGGCCAUGGACAGUGGUGUUGUUCCCAUGAAGGACUCUGUCCCCCUGUCUCCUCUCAAACCUUCAUCUGCAUCUGCAGACACAGAGCAGCAAAGUACUGAAGGAGGAUACUCUGCUUCAGGCAAUGACAUGCAGCCUCUUCGUGUUUCUAUGGAAACCACAAAUCUCCGACCUCAAACGCCCAAAGAUGAACAUGAAUUAGAGGAAGACGAUGAGGCCAGCGGCACACUCAUCAUUUCUGAACUUACUUACAGCCCUUGUGCCAGCAUGCUUCCCACCCCAGUGGAUGACAGUCAGGGAGGUGUCGACUUGCUUUUCUCCUCUCCUGUUCAAAGCCCUGCCAGGUUGCUGAGGGAGCUCCACGCUGAUCCUGACAUCCAGGCCCAGCUGGAGGCUGAGAGGGAGCGAGACCGGGCCUACGAACGCACCCGCUUGGCUGCAAGAAGUCGAAUGAGCGGAGUCCUGACCAGCAGCCUGCGCCUGCUGUCGUCCAAUGACAGAGUGAAUGCUUGCGUGCUGAGCGUGGCCCGCUUUGUUGCUGUGGUAAUGGGGGUUCUGCUCGUCACUGUGCCCACACUGCUGAUACUGCUGGAGUCAGAUAUUGAUGUGUCCUUCCUCCAUGAGAUCCGGCAGACGCCAGAGUUUGAGCAGUUUCACUAUGAGUAUUACUGCCCGCUGCGGCGCUGGAUCCUGUGUAAGAUCAGCAUGGCCAUGGAGAACCUGUGGUCAGACUGAAAAGGGAAAAGAUCCAGAAGGAAAAAAAAAAUGAGCAGAGUGACAAAUCACUGUGAGGAAAUUAAGCCGAAGUGUACGUCUUAACAUGUGAUUUAAUCUAAUAUUCAGUCUUAAAACCUGAAAUCUCUUGAAUGAUAAGUACCAGUCCAGAGAGAUAAAAUGAGACUUCACUUUCUAUUUUUUGCAAAGCUACAAUGCCUGACUUAUGAUGGCUCACACAAUUCUUUUUAGAUGUUUCAUUAAAAAGGGAAAUUUCUGUCAGGGUCACUAAAACUAGGGGGGGAAAGGAGGAUUUGUUUCAUAUCUUUGGCAGUGUGAUUUGCUGUGUGGGAGAGAGAAAUAAGAUUCAGUCACUUGUUAAGAUAAACACUUUUGGCAGUGAUGAAGUGAAAAGAAAGAUGAGAGUAAAUGCUGUGUUCACGGAAGAACUGAUGGAAAGGAUAAAUUCAUAAAAAAAGAAUGAGGGAUGUAACGGACGUAGAAAAAAAGCCUAAAAAAAGUACAAAAGAAGAAAUUGGAAUGGCUGUUCACUCCUGAUGCUGACAAGUUGAUGCAGAGACUCUUUACAAACCUUUCUGAUUGGUUCCUGUCCUCAGAACAGAGCACCUGAUUGGUCACAGGGCCUGUCAGUCAUGACGGAGUGGGUGGGAACAGAAAGCUAUGACUGAUUAGUCACUGAACAACAACAGCCACAGUCAGAGGUACAUUAUAUAUAUUAAAAAAAAAAAAAAAAAA
Molecule: messenger RNA, 2862 nt
Organism: Archocentrus centrarchus (flier cichlid)
Lineage: Eukaryota; Metazoa; Chordata; Actinopteri; Cichliformes; Cichlidae
Gene: frmd3
Product: FERM domain containing 3
Exons: 16
Coding region: 244-2127 (627 amino acids)
Biological process (GO): actomyosin structure organization
Cellular component (GO): cytoskeleton
Molecular function (GO): cytoskeletal protein binding
Source: RefSeq, a predicted model, not a curated record